This is a messenger RNA of Bemisia tabaci, 3314 nucleotides long. It is a transcript of the gene Ent1, whose product is annotated as Equilibrative nucleoside transporter 1. The record is from RefSeq and is a predicted model, not a curated record. Gene Ontology annotation, biological process: nucleoside transmembrane transport. Gene Ontology annotation, cellular component: plasma membrane. Gene Ontology annotation, molecular function: nucleoside transmembrane transporter activity. NCBI's taxonomy places the organism in Eukaryota, Metazoa, Arthropoda, Insecta, Hemiptera, Aleyrodidae.
CAUUAGUGUUUUGUUUUGUUUUGGUAGUGCUUUUAUCCACACACUGAACACAAUCGUAAAUAAAUAUGACUUUACUCCACAUUCUUAUCUGCUAGUAACUUCGUAACUGGAUGAAUCAUGCUAGAUUCUUUUAGUGUCUCCUAUUUUUACAGUGAACUUUGUCUAACUCAUCGGUUGGUAACAGAAAAUGUGAUGUGUAUGAAUGUUUCUUGGAACCAUUGAAACAGUGUUUCUUCAGAGCCUAUUGUCCGCUCGCAAAGUGUUAUUUCCGAGGAUUAACGGAGAUUUUUUCAGUUCUUAAAACUUUAGUCGUUCAUUUUACAAUUUGACCAAAUGGAUCCCAAUCCAGAAAUAAUGACACAGCCAGCAGACGAUAGCUCAAUUGACGGAAUGAUGGUACCGCAGAACACACCACCUGUAGAUUCUUCCGAUAGAAAGAAUCUUCAGAUCUUUCCUAAAGACAGGUGGAACUUUGUGCUAAUUACAUUCUACUUACUGGGCAUUGGAAUACUACUACCUUGGUUCUUUUUUCUAACGGCAUACACUUAUUGGAUGUACAAAUUCCGGCUCCUGCCUCAGAAUGACACUCUCCUUCAUGAUAUUCUUGGUGACGAUGAUGAUAUCUCAGAUUUGCAAACAGUUUUCAUGGGAUAUUUAAGUCUGGUAGCAACCAUGUCAUCAACUGUGACAUUGUGUAUCUAUCCGUUUGUCGGCCGCAAAUUUUCUCUCAGUUCUAAAAUGUAUUUCUCUCUCUUCAACAUGUUCCUGCUAUUUGUCAUCACAACUGCUCUAGUGAAAGUUGACACUGAUCAUUGGCAAGAUAAUUUUUUCUACUUAACACUGGGAACAAUCAUGCUUCUUAACUUUUCAUCAGCAAUUCUUCAAGUUACCAUCUUUAGUGUGGCCUCACUGUUUCCUCCAAGAUACAUCAGUGCGAUCAUCACAGGAUUAGCUAUUGGAGGUGUGUUUGCGGCUAUUGCUCAAAUAGUGUCCCUGUGGGUGGGUGCUUCAGCAACUGGAAGUGCAUUUGUGUACUUCAUCAUCGCAGAUGUCUUCAUUGCCUUAUCUUUCAUCUGUUUUUUGAUUACGCAAAGGACGAAAUUCUUCAAAUUUUAUCAGUCACAGUCUAAUUCUGCACCAGGGGGAUCUAUUCAGUAUGAGCAGUUGCCCUCUCUAAGUAACACAGGAUCUUUAGUCAUCCGUAGAGUUGAUUACACCGUCAUUAUGAAAAAAAUCUGGAUUUGCGCAUUCUCCGUUUGGAUGUGUUUCUUCGUCUCGAUAUCAUUAUUCCCAAGUGUCACAGUUACCGUUCAGCCUGUCUCUGAAAGAGGAAAUGCUUGGACUGAUACCUAUUUCCAGCCUGUCAUAACGUAUCUUCUUUAUUCUUCAUGUGACUGUUUGGGGCGUAUGCUUGCCGGCAUAAUUCAUUAUCCCACAAAAAGUGACUGGAAAGCUGGGACGUUCGCGCUUCUCAGAACAGUCUUCAUCCCUCUGUUCAUGUUUUGCAAUGCCCAGCCAAAAACGGGAAGACAACAUUUGCCUGUACUGAUCGCGUCUGAUGUUUGGUAUUCCGUGAUCACAGUACUUUUUGGUCUGUCUAAUGGAUAUCUGGCCAAUAUAGUCAUGAUCAUUGUGUCAAAGACUGUGGAUCCGCAUGAACAGGAAGUAGCCUCAUCUUUCAUGACAGCUUUCCUGGGAACAGGUCUUUCUAUGGGCUCAGGACUUGGUCUCCUAUGGGUCCGACUUCUCUAAGAUCGAUCUUAAGUGAGCUGUUGAGCAUUUAUUCAUUGUCUUCUCAUUUUUACUCGCUUAGUUUUUAAAUUUUUAUACCUGAUCUGUUUUUGAACGUCCCCUCUAUUUUAAAUUAGGACCUAAGAAAGUUUUAGCAAUGACAACUUAUUUUUUUCUAUCCCUGUAUUUUUGUUAGUCUCUGCUUACAUGAUUGAAUUAUUGAUGAGUCGUUUUAUCUCCUGACUAUUACAUUUAGGUUUUUCAUUGUUAAGUGUGUGUUUUAUCAGGAAAUGAUGUUUGUACCUUACUAACCCCUAAGUUCUGAGCUAAUUCUCAAUUUUAAAAAAAAAAGAAAUGUUUUAACAUUUCUUGUGGGGUCGAAGAGACUGAUAGCAAAAAUGGUUUGUAACUUGUCAAUCUUGAUCGACGAAUCAUCUUCGGCAAAAAAUUUGGCUCAACACUUGGGCAACUGUCAGAGUCUUCUGUCGUAAUUCAGGCAAUCAGAGUAGUUUCAAUGGCUAUGUUUCUUUAUGAAUUAAGUUGAAUCUAUAAUGUUUCAUGUUGAGCUUAUUGGAAUUCUUCAAUACUCAGUAAUAUAAUGCUUCCGUCGAAUGAUUCCAAUUAUGUUUUCUGAGCGUAAUGGGAGGUGCAAUACCCUGCAGCAAAAAGACUUAAGGCAGUAUUAUCUUUUUUGACUUUUUUCUUUUACUGUAAUUAAAUAGGUUUUAACAUCAACUCCCAUAAAAUCAAAAUAGACCAAUUAUGAUAGGAGAAAAACGAGUAUCUGCAUGAACAUUUUCUGAAUUUUCCCCUCAUUAUUUUUCAAGGAAAACGAGCUGAAUUUGUUAUUUCAAAUGUUCAUAGAAUAUCUUUCACACAGAAAAUGAAAAAUUGUGGAAAUUUGCAAGAGAUGACGUUGCUUUGUUUUUCAUGAAAUAAAAUUUGAUGGGAGGUAUUGAUGGCUGGGGAACAAUAUCGCUUAGCUGCAAACGGAUGAUUUUACAUGACAAAGAAGAGACUGUCAUUUUUUUAAUUUUGAAGUUAGAUUUUUCAAUUUUUUUUUUAAACAUUACAGCACCACUUUAGCAUUCAUAUGGGUCAUUGGAAAAAAUUAAAAAAUCACCUUGUGUAUUUUAUACCGGCAAAGUUACUUUCUCAUUUUAAUCAAAAUUGUCUGUUAAGCGGUACUGUUCCUUAGCUCUCGAUAUGCAAUGAGAUAAUUAAACAAAUUUAUUUCCAGCUUCAUCAUUGAUAUCCAAAUCUCACAUUCAACUGCUUCUCAUAUUGAAUCUAACCUGUGAUAAAAUUAGUGGCAUAUCCUGAUAAGUCCCUGUAUUAUAUUAGAUCCUUAGAAAUUAAAAAGUGAAAUUACUCUUAACGUAAUAUUGCAAUUCAUUUAUUUUGUGUCAUACUCAUAGUGAUAGUUUAAUGUUUACCUGUGCAUGCUCUGCAUAAUUGUUCAAGAAAGUUACGUUUUUGAGGCUGAGUGAUAUCAAAUUGUGAUUACAUGUAAAUUUCGAUUAUUGCUAUUAAAAUUUGUUCCGACCUUACUUUUUAUCAAUAAAAUUUUAUGUUUUCUUUUA